AUGGAUUGGGACGUGAUAUGCUUAAAUGGAGGUAGUUGGAGUGGAAACUCUUGCAUCUGUCCCACUGGUUACAAUGGAGAGCAAUGUGAGGAGAAGGACAUUGUGUGCGAGAAUGGGGGCACCUGGGAUGGAAUCAAAUGCAUCUGCAGUGUCCUCUUCUAUGGCACUAAGUGUGAAUUGGUUUCAGACAGCCUUCCCAUAGGAACUCCUCCAGAAGAGGUCAAUGCUACCGUGGGAGUGAAAGUGACUGUGACCAAUAUGGAAUUUACAAAGGACUUAGAAAACACAUCUUCGGAUGCCUACAAGAGUUUCGCUGAACUGUUCAAAACACAGAUGGAUACCAUUUUCCAAAACGUCUCUCACUAUGUUGGUGUGGAGAUCAAGAAGCUUUCAAAUGGCAGUAUACUGGUGGAGUAUGAUGUGAUCCUGUCAACAAGUUUCACCCCAGAUUACAUGACAGAAUUGGAGACUAGUGCAAAGAAGGUAGAGGAAACAAUUACAACAGUAAUCAUUGAGCAAGGAGACACAAACUGCACAGAAAUAUUAUGUUUCAACCCCAACGAGACAUCAGUGGAUGAGCUUAUAGUUUCCUAUGAUCCUCUGGUGGAAUGCCAAGAGACUGCUGGAGAAUUUAAGGAAUUCUUCUACAUUGACUACAAGGACGAAACACCAGAGUGUAUUAACAGAUGCAUGCAAGGCUUCAACUCAUCACUGGACUGCAACCAGGGAAAGUGUCUGUUCCAGCAGAGUGGGUCUCGGAUAGGGCCUCGAUGCUUCUGUUUCACAACAGAUACACACUGGUACUGGGGAGAAACCUGUGACUUCAGCACCAGUAAGAACCUGGUGUAUGGGUUAGUGGGCACCUUAGGGGCAGUGCUGGUGCUCACCAUCGUUGCCCUCUCUGUCUUCAUGUACAUGUCCCGGAGGAAGAUCCAAAGGCAGAAGGCCAGGCUGGAUCAAGUGUAUAAAUGGCAUGAAGAGGAUGGAGGACCAGCUCCUGGGAGCUUUCAGAAUACAGGCUUUGACAUCUGUGAAGAACCAGAAGAUUCUCUUUACAUGGAUUCCACCUACAGUAAUUUCCAGCCCUCCUUAGAUCACAUUGACCCUGAAAAGAAGAUCCAGAUCCAAAGGCCACAGGUGGUAAUGACCUCAGUAUGAAAACUCACAGCUGAAGAAAACCUGUAGGUGGAACCCUACAAGGAGACAAGAAUAUCAUUUGUAAUACUGCCAAGGAAAGAAGUGCCAAAUCCUCAGUUAGUGAGUGGAAGAACAGAGGCCUGGGCUUUGUUGAUGUGAGAUUAUGUAUGCAAAUUGCCUUGUAAACCAUUACUUGCUAUGCAAACUGAAUAUAUAAUUAUUAUUUUUAUGUUUCUUACUAUUAUGGCAUUCUUUUUAUUGAUAUUCCAAGGACACUGUUCUCCCACAAUGUAGGUGCUCACCCAGCACCUCAACGGAGCUUCUGGCUGCAUACACAGAGGAGAGAGAGGACUGCAUGAAGGAUGAAAGAGGGAGGAGGGAGGAGGGAGGAGGGAAGAGAGAAGAGAAAGCACUUUAGAAAAGACAUCACUGUGGUCAUUGCUGACUUCUGACAUUUAGGGGUUGGUUCCCUCGGGGUGGAACUUUUCUCCCCAUUCAGUUACAGUAAAACAGAGAAUUCACAUAUGCAAAUACGUAUAACACUGAGAUCUUUCUCUUUUUCUACAUAUACACAGGCAUAUGCUUAUGUACACACAGAAUCUGCAGUUGAUGGUGUAGAAUAGUCCCAGACUAUGGCAGGAACUUGAGGAUAAAAGGACGAAACAUUUCUGUUGGAUUAACCCAAGGCCCCUUGGGAACAUCAUGGAGCACGUACUAAGCAGACAGCUGACUGUCUCCUGAAGCUUUCAUCUUUCAGGCAGGAGCCUUGGAAGUGGGGUUGAUGCAGAACCACUCUGGUCACCAAUGAUGGAAUGCAUCUCCUCUAGAGCCCAGGACCAGUACUGACCCAUGUCCAGAUAAUAUUCACCCCUAAUAUUUGCAUAUUGCUUUCUGCCUUUUUUUUUCUAAAGGCUUCCUCACACCUUAAUAUCCUUUUAUCCUCACAAAAGCCUUAUGAAGUGUCAGCACUUGGUAGAUAACGAUGCUGAGAACAGAGAGUGAGGUAGCUUCCCUAAGACCACCAAAUCAGUGAUUUGCAGAGCCAGGAUUCAGAACAGCUUCCUGACUACAUGAUGUCUCCUAAAGAAUUGGGAAGGAGCUGACUUUACCUUAGGGUCAGGGCAACCUGCUUCUUUCAGCUCUUUGCUCUCAUCAGAGCAACCCCAGGGCAAUGGUUUUCAGGGUCCUUUCCUGGUAUCCUGUACCCUCUAUUGGACCAUUGUGGCCACCUUACUUCCAUGAUCACUAAUGUCCCAUAUUACCUAACUAUUCUAAGAAAUCAGACCUAUCUGUGAUUCUCUUCCCCUGCCAUCCAUCAGUAAGAGAUAGCUUAUCUGCCAGACUUCCCUUCUUCUCCAUUUCUACAUUACAGGAUUUGGGGACUAGAAAAUUUUGCCCAAACCUACUCUAGACCUAAGGAUGACCAAGGGUAGGAUUAUUUUAGGGUACAUUGCCACUCACAGGGUACAUUUCCCCUCAGAAUAUCCUGGCCACUGAGAAUUCCAUACCAACCACAGCAAACAUGUCCCCUGACUGCAGGGAAAUACAAUGCUGCCCUGCAAUAUCUACAUUAUUGUUGUUAUUGCUAUCCUAUUCUUAUCAUUUGCAAAGCCAUUAGUGUCAAGGGACUUAUAGAAUCAUCAAAAUAGUCUUUGGUAUUUAUGGUUACAGAGGUUUUUCACAACCAUUAAUAUCACUUGAGUUGUGUAAUAUCCCUGUGAGGCAGGUGAAGCACAUAUUACAGUUUAUUAGAGAGAUAAAACCCAAGUGUUGAGGUCUGAGAGGUUGAGACCCCUCAAAGAACAGACUGAAGGACAGGGUCCUCUGGAAUGAAUUCACAGACUCAAGCAUUUUUUGAGCCAAGUUGGCAAAGAUUUACUGUUAUGCUUUUCAGCAGGCAAAGAUUCUUAAGGAACCUGGGACUUUAGAGGGGUAGAGUGAAAGUUUAUAUAAGAUAAAAUAUAGUGAAACAUGGGCCAAAUAUGCUAACUCAGUAAUUCAGGUUGGAUUAGGGA
Molecule: messenger RNA, 3152 nt
Organism: Phascolarctos cinereus (koala)
Lineage: Eukaryota; Metazoa; Chordata; Mammalia; Diprotodontia; Phascolarctidae
Source: RefSeq, a predicted model, not a curated record